GUCAGGCCCGUGUUCUCCGCGCGGUUGGAUGUGGCGCGCGCUACUGCGAGCUGCUGUCUCUCUGCGCGAGCUCGAAGAUGGCGGUGUCCGUGUUUCCCGGCGUGCGGCUCCUCUCUAUCGGGGACGCCAACGGAGACAUCCAGCGGCAUUCCGAGCAGCAGCCCCUGCGGCUGGAGGUGAAGACCACGCCGGACGCGGCGCUUCUAAACCUCUCGAACAAUGAGGAGGCGAGCGUGUUUAAGUGUUCAGUGUCACGGGAGACGGAGUGCAGUCGUGUGGGGAAGCAGUCCUUCAUCAUAACACUGGGCUGUAAUAGUGUGCUUCUGCAGUUCGCCUCCCCCACAGAUUUCUCCUCAUUCUACAAUCUGCUGAAGAACUGUCGUGGCCAUGUGAAUGAGCACUCAGUGUUCAGCGAGAGGACGGAAGAGUCAUCGGCUGUACAGUACUUUCAGUUCUAUGGCUAUCUUUCUCAGCAGCAGAACAUGAUGCAGGACUAUGUUAGAACUGGAACUUAUCAACGGGCCAUUCUCCAGAACCAUACCGACUUCAAGGACAAGGUGGUGUUGGACGUGGGAUGUGGCUCAGGGAUCCUGUCGUUUUUUGCAGCUCAGGCUGGUGCGCGUAAAGUGUAUGCUGUGGAGGCCAGCACCAUGGCUCAGCACGCAGAGGUUUUGGUGAACAGUAACAGGUUGACGGAGCGUGUGGUAGUAAUCCCAGGAAAGGUAGAGGAGGUCACCCUACCUGAGCAGGUGGACAUCAUCAUCUCCGAACCCAUGGGCUAUAUGCUGUUUAAUGAGAGGAUGCUGGAGAGCUACUUGCAUGCCAAGAAAUUCCUCAAACCAAAUGGUAAAAUGUUCCCCACCAUUGGCGAUGUCCACCUCGCUCCUUUCACAGACGAGCAGCUCUACAUGGAGCAGUUCACCAAAGCCAACUUCUGGUACCAGCCAUCUUUCCAUGGGGUGGAUCUGUCUGCACUGAGGGGAGCUGCUGUAGACGAGUACUUCAGACAGCCGAUUGUGGACACGUUUGACAUCCGAAUCUUGAUGGCCAAAUCUGUGAAAUACACAGUUAACUUUUUAGAAGCUAAAGAGGAGGACCUUUAUAAGAUAGAGAUCCCCUUUAAGUUCCACAUGAUGCACUCAGGGUUGGUGCAUGGCCUGGCUUUCUGGUUUGAUGUUGCAUUUAUGGGAUCUGUGAUGACAGUGUGGCUCUCCACGGCACCCACUGAGCCCCUGACUCAUUGGUAUCAGGUGCGCUGUCUCCUGCAGUCGCCACUCUUCGCCAAAGCGGGAGACACCAUGUCGGGCACGGCCCUGCUCAUCGCCAACAAGAGGCAAAGCUAUGACAUCAGUAUUGUUGCUCAAGUUGAUCAGACUGGCUCCAAGUCCAGCAACCUCCUGGAUCUGAAGAACCCCUUUUUCAGAUACACAGGCACCACCCCUAACCCUCCUCCCGGCUCACACUACACCUCCCCCUCUGAGAACAUGUGGAACACUGGGGGGGCCUAUAGCAUGAGCCAAGGCAUGGCUGUGUCAGGAAUGCCAGCAGCUUAUGACCUCAGCACUGUCAUCGGUGGCAGUGGCUCUACAGUUUCCCACAACAACCUCAUCCCCCUUGGUACAGACACGCAUGCACUGAACACGGGGAUUGUGAACCACACUCACUCCAGAAUGGGCUCGAUCAUGAGCACAGGAAUUGUCCAGGGAGCUACAACCCAGCAGGGUCCGACCAGCACCAGCACCCACUAUCCCGUCACUAACCAGUUCACCAUGGGCGGUCCUGCCAUCUCAAUGGCCUCACCUAUGGCCAUCCCCAGCAACACGAUGCAUUAUGGGAGCUAAGGCUCCUGCCUGCUUCCCCUCCCCUUUGCAUGUCCAGCCUCCCAAACUGACCACAGCCUAAACCAGAUUACCAAAUCCAGUGCUGCAGCAUCUGACUGUCACCUUUUCCCUCCCUCUCGUCUUGAUGUAUAUUCGUAUAUAAUUAUAUAUAAAACCUCUUUCUCUGUCUCUUUCCGUCCCACCCACGCACCCCCACCCCCCCAUCGUACAAUGCCAGCCUUCGCUCUGUCUUGGACAGUUCGGGGGUGUGAUGCCAUCACUCUCCUCCUUCACACUAGUGCAGUUCCAGGAUUAGCCACAAGGAGGCAGUGGACUGUCUUGAGCUUUGGGAUUUGACGGAAUGUUCUUUGCAGAACAGUUUUUAGAAAAAAAAAAAGUAAAUACUUAUCAGAUGUACAUUCAUACAAGAGACACUCAAUGAAAUGUCAGUGAUG
Pangasianodon hypophthalmus (striped catfish) is the source of this 2275-nucleotide messenger RNA. RefSeq names its product coactivator-associated arginine methyltransferase 1 (gene carm1). NCBI's taxonomy places the organism in Eukaryota, Metazoa, Chordata, Actinopteri, Siluriformes, Pangasiidae. Gene Ontology annotation, biological process: peptidyl-arginine methylation. The record is from RefSeq and is a predicted model, not a curated record. Bases 78 to 1841 code for a protein of 587 amino acids. Gene Ontology annotation, molecular function: protein-arginine N-methyltransferase activity. The transcript has 16 exons.